Messenger RNA from Cervus elaphus (red deer), 960 nucleotides. Its product is annotated as olfactory receptor 51G2-like. The record is from RefSeq and is a predicted model, not a curated record. Gene Ontology annotation, biological process: G protein-coupled receptor signaling pathway. The transcript has a single exon. Gene Ontology annotation, cellular component: membrane. Lineage: Eukaryota; Metazoa; Chordata; Mammalia; Artiodactyla; Cervidae. The coding region runs from base 1 to 960 and encodes 319 amino acids. Gene Ontology annotation, molecular function: olfactory receptor activity; G protein-coupled receptor activity.
AUGGCAGACUCCAACCACACAGGCACUUCCUUCUUCCUCACAGGCCUGCCAGGCCUUGAGGCUGUGCACAUGUGGCUCUCCAUUCCUCUAUGUGCCAUGUAUGUGGCUGCUCUGGCAGGAAACAGCCUGAUCCUGUGGGUGGUGAAGUCAGAGCCCUCGCUGCACCAGCCCAUGUACUACUUCCUGUCCAUGUUGGCUGUGACUGACCUGGGCCUGUCUGCCUCCACCCUGCCCACCAUGCUCUCCAUCUACAUGCUGGAAGUCAGGGAGGUGGCCCUGGAUGUGUGCCUGGCCCAGCUCUUCUUCAUCCACACCUUCUCAAUCAUGGAGUCCUCUGUGUUGCUGGCCAUGGCCUUUGACCGUUUUGUAGCCAUCAGCAAGCCCCUGCACUAUGGCACCAUCCUCACGAGUCCCAGGAUUGCCAGGCUGGGCCUGGCCAUUGUGGUGCGCAGCGUCGGUCUCCACAUCCCAGCCCCCAUCAUGCUGAAGCAGCUGCCUUACUGCAGGACUCGCCUGCUGUCCCACUCCUACUGCCUGCACCCAGACGUCAUGAAGCUGGCCUGUGCUGACACCCACAUCAACAGCGCCUACGGUCUCUUUGUGGUGCUGUCCACACUGGGGGUGGACUCUGUGCUCAUUGUCCUGUCCUAUGGGCUCAUUCUCCAGACAGUGCUGUCCAUUGCAUCCAAGGCUGAGCGCCUCAAAGCCCUCAACACUUGUGUCUCCCACAUCUGUGCUGUGCUGCUCUUCUACACACCUAUGAUCGGCCUGUCCAUGAUCCACAGAUUUGGCAGACCAGCUUCCCCUUCCAGCCGUGUGCUGCUCUCUUAUCUGCACUUUCUCACACCUCCAGUGAUUAACCCAGUGGUUUACACCAUUAAGACCAAGCAGAUCCGACUGAGGAUGCUGCACCUCUUUCGCUCAAAUGGGACCAGCAUCAGAGAUGCUCAGGAUCAUUAA